UCAUAUCGAUUUCGGCAGUCAAACGGAACGUAACAAAUUAAAGUUAGCUUUAAAUUGGCAGAAUGCAAAUUCAUAUUCUAGGAGUUGCGCUGCUUGCAGUGAUUUUGACUAGUGCUCAAGCAGGAGAGUACUUAACCGAGAAACCUAAUGUACUUGUGCCCUGUUCUUUGGAUGAUUCAAAUAUUAGCAAUUGUCUUGCCAAAAAUCUCCAGGACAUCUUCAUCAAUUGGGCAGAUGGUAUACCUGGAAAGGAUGUUUUUGGACUUACAGAUCCAUUUAAUCUCGACAACUAUAUUGAGACAAAGGAAAUUUCAGGGUUCGAUGGCAGACCCAUUACUAUUCACAAUGAAUUUUUGAACUUUUCUGUAAAAGGCUUGAGUCAGGGAAUUAUCAGCGCAGCCAGUUACGGAGACGGUAUUGCAACAGCUUCUUUGGAUAUUCCAAAGCUAAUCCUAAAUUUCGAUUUCAAGGCCACAAUUGAGGACGGUAAAAAUAUAUCUAAAAUUGACGACAAGGUUGAAAUGAAUUUAAUUGGUGUAACAAUUGACUUUAGUGCAAAUCUUCAACGCAGAGAGACACCAAAAGCCACGUUUCUGGAUUUUUCAAAAGUAGAAAAUCACCUGCAGCCCUCAGACAUCCAAAUACUGAGUGCAGCUGAUCCGGAUAAGUCCUUUAAUAGAUAUAUUUCAGACCCACAGAAUGACUUCAGCGGAGUUUUCAAAGCCUGGGAUCGCAAUUGGGUUGAUCCAUUACUGUUAAAGCGCGUAAAUAAAAUAUUUAAGUAUAUUCCAGCUAACUUCAUAAUUAAAAAUAUUUAAUUGAAAACGGUA
Molecule: messenger RNA, 830 nt
Organism: Drosophila sulfurigaster albostrigata
Lineage: Eukaryota; Metazoa; Arthropoda; Insecta; Diptera; Drosophilidae
Exons: 4
Coding region: 63-818 (251 amino acids)
Source: RefSeq, a predicted model, not a curated record